UUCAUUUAAGUCAGAUAAGCAUAGUUCAAUUAAGUCAGAUGUGAAUGAUUCAAUUAAGUCAGAUAAGAAUGGUUCAACUAGAAUGGGUGGCACUCACAUUUAUGCUACUUUAGAGUGGGUAUUCGAAAGUUCACUUCCUAAAAGGUCAACAUCAGUUAUUCUGUUCUCAGAUUUUGAGACGUCGUCGUCGACUGCAGACAAAAUUGUUAAACUUGUAGAAGAUAAUCAAAAAAAUCAUGAUAAUCAAAAAGAAAAACAUGAUUUAAGAAUAUUCUCAAUGGUAAUGAGUAAUAUUGUUUCAAAUCAUUUAGCUGAAUCCAUUGCUCGAGUUG
Racocetra persica is the source of this 332-nucleotide messenger RNA. Lineage: Eukaryota; Fungi; Glomeromycota; Glomeromycetes; Diversisporales; Gigasporaceae. The record is from the annotation of a GenBank genome assembly.